Molecule: messenger RNA, 712 nt
Organism: Lates calcarifer (barramundi perch)
Lineage: Eukaryota; Metazoa; Chordata; Actinopteri; Centropomidae
Product: obscurin-like protein 1
Exons: 4
Coding region: 236-712 (158 amino acids)
Source: RefSeq, a predicted model, not a curated record
CGCAGCUUGUAAACCUGGGCAUGUUCUCCUUUGGCUAAACGAUUGUUGUUAAUCUUAAAGGCUUUGUGGGAAACAAGACGAGACCUGGUCAGAUCUGUUGCCAUGGUGGAUGUUUUAUCCAGCUGUUUUUUUCAGGUGAAGGUGCUGUCAUUGGUGCAUCACUUCAAGUGAUCUGUUGUAGCUCUGUGGUAAAAAGCAGAGAUUCCUUAAUCACACUGAGAGAAGAGCAGGAGGCAUGGGAGACAACAUACCUGGAGGAAUAGUAGCAGCUGCAAAAAACCGUCUGCAGGUGGUGAAGUGUUUGGAGGAUGUGGAGGUGUCUGAGUGUGAGAGCUGCUCCUUUGAGGUGACCCUCAACCUGGCCUACAUCGAGGGGGUGUGGACCAGGGAUGGAGUGCAACUCAAGUCUAAGCCCAACUGUCGCAUCAGCACACAUGGGAAGAAACACUCCCUGAUCCUAAACAGGGCCGCUCUGGGAGACGCCGGCCUGUUCUCUUUUCAGGCUAAUGGCAUUCAGACCUCAGGUCGACUCAGUGUCAGAGCUAGGGACAUCCACAUAGUGAAGGAGCUGGAGGAUGUCGACACAACGGAGCGUCAACCCGUGAACUUCCUGUGUGAGGUCAACCAGGUGGAUGUGGAUGGUCGGUGGUACAGAGAUGACUGCAGGAUCCGACCUGGGGACAACAUCAAGAUCAGACACCAGGGCAAGUGA